AUGGAAGCGUGGGUGACCGACAAAGUCGCGAGCCUGCACCUCGAUGCGUCCGUGUACGUCGAGUACGCGCUGAGUCUGCUGCAGGAUGAAGAUUUUGACAUCUCCGAGCGUGUCGAGACCGUCAUCUCAGUGUUUCGUAGCGCUGCCGACGGCCUCGUCGCGUCCGAUGUGGUCGACGGACUCUUGGACGCGUCAACAAUGACGCUCGAUGUCAAAAAUAUGCUGCAGGGCCAAGUCGAGCAGUCAAAAAUGGAAGAAGCACUGGAGGUCGCCGCCAAGAAGCUCAAGGACCUCGAGAUACGGGAGCAACAGCUCAUGGAGACGGAAGAGGCAGCAGCGCGGGCGCACGAGAAGAUGACUGAGCGUCUCAAGCACAUGACCCGUCAAGAACUCGCAGCGAGAGAGCACCUGAUCAGUGAAUACGGCUUCACGCUGAUGUUUGAAUUUGACGAAGACGGCAAUGUGGUCAAAAUCAAAGACAAGGACAAGAGCGUCGAGGACGUGGGCCCGGGCAACACGAACAAACACCGCGUGCAGCAGGCGCAACAGGCCGUGCGGGAGAAGAUGAAGACGGAGCACGACAAGAAGGUCAAGUACGAGAAGGAGCUGCUGGCAAAGGACAAGGCGAGGAAGGACAAGGCCAAGAAGAGGACGGUCAAGAGGGAGAAACAGCGGGGCUGCGGCUAG
Molecule: messenger RNA, 687 nt
Organism: Hyaloperonospora brassicae
Lineage: Eukaryota; Oomycota; Peronosporomycetes; Peronosporales; Peronosporaceae
Source: the annotation of a GenBank genome assembly